This is a messenger RNA of Ananas comosus (pineapple), 3678 nucleotides long. RefSeq names its product golgin candidate 5. The coding region runs from base 354 to 3212 and encodes 952 amino acids. Lineage: Eukaryota; Viridiplantae; Streptophyta; Magnoliopsida; Poales; Bromeliaceae. The record is from RefSeq and is a predicted model, not a curated record. The transcript is spliced from 20 exons.
CUCUACUCGAACUCGGCGCGCUCCUCCGUGCGCUCCGAUCCGAUCCCGCGAGAGCUUUACAUAUACAGCGGGUAUCGCACCUCCCCUCCUCUCUCUCUCUCUCUCUCUCUCUCUCACCUCCACCCCAUCAUCCCCACCCCCGCCAACCUCGUCGAUCUCGGCGGAGAUCGGCCCCAAACCCCUCCUCUCCCAAUCCCGAACCCUAGAUUCGGGAUCUCUCGUAGCCCCUCCUCCGAUUCGGAUCUCCGCUUCUCCCGAUCCCGUUCGUAGAUUCCCGAGUUUCCCCGAGAUCUAUGUAUACUAUGUUGGAAUUUUGACGUUGAAACAAGAGUAGCUCUUUUAUCAGCUAGAGGAUGGCGUGGUUCGGUAAGGUCUCGUUGGGAGGCCUCCAGGAUUUGGCAGGGGCGGUGAAUAAGAUAAGCGAGAGCGUGAAGAACAUCGAGAAGAAUUUCGACAGUGCCCUUGGAUUGGAGGAGAAACGGGAUGGUGAAGAAGCAUCAGGAUCAUGGGCAUCAUUGCCAGAUACAAAAGGGCUUUUUGAUCCUGUCAUGGCCCUCAUGGGCCAUAAAGGAGAUGAAAGUUCUUCUGAAGUACCAACUGAAAUAGCAUCUCCAGAACACCCUCCAGCAGCCGAAGAAAGUAAUAGAUCUUCUGCUGAAGGGCCAUCUAUAUCUAAAGAAGAAACCGUAAUUUCUGCUGAGAAGGAUGAGGAAGAUCUUGAACAGGUUAAAGACAUUGGUCCUCAAACUGCUAGUGUCACACCAUCGGAGACUGAAGAACUUAACGAGCACAAAAUUGAUGAUAGAACAGCUGAUGUACCAGCUCAAACAGAUAUAUCAAUAGCCACAACUACGGAGGCAACAGAUUCUGUUAUACACCAAGAAAAGGAAAAAGAAGAAAAUGAAACCAGGGAUUUAUCCCUGGCAGAAGAUUCCAAACAAAUGACUGUUGAGCAUGCUGAACAAACUGAGAACAGCGUUCUCAAUACACCUGAUGACGAACAUCAUGCAAGCGAUUCACAAGAGAGCCAUGAAAAAUUUGAGAAGGAAGAUGAUCAAGUUUCUGGCGAAGUUUCUCCUGAUCACGAUGAUGGUGUAGAUAAUAGCCAAGUUAGCCAUGGAGUAGAGUCCAAAGAAAUUUCAGUUGGAUCAAGGUAUGAUGAUGCAAAUAAGCAAUCUGAUAAUCAUGAGGAAUCAAUCAGUUCUGAGCAGGAUUCAACUUCACUUUCUGAGCCGUUACCACCUGCUAAUGCAUCUAGUGAGUUGGCGGAAGUAAGUUCUCAGGGAAAGGAUUCUGAAUUAGAGGAGAAGAAAUCAUCAGUUGUCAUAGCAACAAAUUUACUGAGUUCUUCUGAUCCUGUUCACGAAAUUGAGAAAUUAAAAAAAGAAAUGAGUGUGUUGGAAGCUGCAUUGCAAGGUGCUGCCAGACAAGCCCAGGCCAAAGCUGAUGACAUUGCAAAAUUGAUGAAUGAGAAUGAGCAGUUGAAAUCUGUAAUUGAGGAUUUGAAGAGGAAGUCCAUGGAUUCUGAAAUUGAUGCGCUGAAAGAGGAAUAUCACCUAAGGGUUUCAUCUCUUGAAAGGAAGGUCUAUGCACUGACCAGGGAAAGAGAUACAUUAAGGAGGGAGCAAAGUAAGAAAAGUGAUGCAGCUGCUCUUUUGAAAGAAAAGGAUGAGAUAAUCAAUCAAGUCAUGGCUGAAGGCGAAGAGCUAUCGAAAAAACAAGCUGCACAAGAGGGCACUAUAAGGAAACUAAGGGCUCAGAUUCGUGAGCUUGAAGAAGAAAAGCAAAGGCUCAACUCAAGGCUUCAGGUAGAGGAGACAAAAGUUGAAAGUAUUAAGAGAGACAAGGCAGCAACUGAAAAGUUGUUGCAAGAAACCAUAGAGAGGAAUCAAACAGAACUUGCUGCUCAGAAGGAAUUCUACGCCAAUGCACUUAAUGCAGCAAAAGAAGCUGAGGCAUUAGCAGAGGCACGAGCCAACAGUGAAGCCAAAAUUGAACUUGAAAGUCGGUUAAGAGAAGCUGGUGAAAAGGAAGCAAUGCUUGUUCAGACACUCGAGGAGCUUAGACAUACAUUGACUAGGAAAGAGCAAGAGGCUGCCUUUAGAGAGGAAAUGCUCAAAAGGGAUUUUGAUGAUCUUCAAAAGCGUUAUCAAGCCAGUGAACUUCGCUAUAAUGAGUUGAUCACACAAGUUCCAGAGUCAACCAGGCCGCUUUUAAGGCAAAUUGAAGCAAUGCAGGAGACAGCUGCUCGGAGAGCAGAAGCUUGGACUGGCGUAGAGAGGGCUCUCAACUCUCGCCUCCAGGAGGCAGAAGCCAAAGCUGCAGCAGCAGAGGAAAGAGAGCGAUCUCUAAAUGAGCGUCUAUCUCAAAGUUCAUCUCGAAUAACUGUUUUAGAGACCCAGAUUACAUGUCUUAGAACAGAGCAAACACAGCUGAGUCGGUCUCUUGAAAAGGAACGACAGCGAGCAUCUGAAAGUAGGCAAGAAUAUCUAGCUAUAAAAGAGGAAGCUGCAACUCAAGAAGGUAGGGCUAAACAACUUGAACAUGAAAUUAAGGAGCUUAGGACGCAGCACAAAAAGGAGUUGCAAGAAGCAACAGGGUCAAAAGAACUUCUUGAGAAGGAACUUGAAAGGGAAAGAAGUGCUAGAGAAGAAUUAGAAAAAGUUGCUACUCGUGAAGCACCUAAAGUUGUCAAUCAAGAUCUAACGAGAAACUACCCCAUUAGAAAACUUUCAAGUGCUGGGAGUCUGAAUAGCAUUGAAGAAAGCUUUUUCUUGCAAGCAUCUUUGGAUUCGUCUGAUGGCUUCCUGUCUGAAAGGAGAAUGUCCGGGGAAAGUAAUGUUUCCCAAUAUUUCCUCAAAAGCAUGACACCAAAUGCUUUCGAAGCUGCACUUCGUCAGAAGGAUGGUGAACUGCAAUCUUACAUGUCGCGCCUGGCCUCGUUGGAGUCUAUCCGUAACUCACUAGCUGAGGAUCUGGUGAAAAUGACUGAGAAAUACGAAAAGUUGAAGGUAGAAGCAGCUGUUUUGCCUCGCUUGCGGGACGAGCUGGAUGCUUUAAGGCGGCGCCACUCUGCAGCACUUGAGCUUAUGGGCGAACGUGAUGAAGAGUUGGAGGAGCUGCGAGCCGAUAUUGUCGACCUAAAGGAGAUGUACAGAGAGCAAGUUAGUUUGCUUGUGAACAAGAUGCAGAUGCUUAGUUCCUCAGUUUAGACACCCAGCUCACGAUUUUCCCGACAGAAACUACCAAAAUGGUUGAAACAACAAAGCUGUGUCAAUCCUGCUUGAUUAUUUUUUGAGUACAGAACUAGAAGUUGAGCAUAUUCUUUAAAAUUUUUAUCGAGUCCAGGACUCUCAUAGCCUUCGCUCCGGAGCCCCUUCAAACUGCCUGCCUUUAAAGAAAAAUUUCCAAACUGGGGUUCAUACUGCACUCUGCAGUGUAUACUUGUACCGGCCGUAUUUGUUUGUCAUACGGCAGAUCUUGUGCAGUAAGUUGAUGUACAUGUGCCCAAAUCUUUACAAGUUGGAUUUACCUCUCUUUUCAAGAAAAUCUGUUAUAGUGGAAUUUCUUUCAGUUUCUCGUAAACCUAUUCGUGUAACUAUUUGAUAAGGUGGUUGUGUUUUUGAGUGUAACGAAGGUGCAAUGAUCUUCAGGCGAUCUUCCGAUGCCUUUGCCUUC